This is a messenger RNA of Momordica charantia (bitter melon), 1263 nucleotides long. Its product is annotated as Ankyrin repeat family protein. Gene Ontology annotation, molecular function: metal ion binding; ubiquitin binding; phosphatidylinositol-3-phosphate binding. Gene Ontology annotation, cellular component: ESCRT-0 complex. Lineage: Eukaryota; Viridiplantae; Streptophyta; Magnoliopsida; Cucurbitales; Cucurbitaceae. Gene Ontology annotation, biological process: protein transport to vacuole involved in ubiquitin-dependent protein catabolic process via the multivesicular body sorting pathway; protein targeting to vacuole. The record is from RefSeq and is a predicted model, not a curated record.
UAGUUAUUGUAAGAGUUGCAGAGGCAGCGCGUGUUCUCGAGGAGAUCCGCUACCUGUUUCCCUCUCGGUUCUGUAACGUAGCAUUUGACUGAGUUCGCCGGUCGGAGGGGGGCGUCACCGCACUCCGGCGGACGUUGCGUUGGACAUCGCCGAAACUGAUCGGAAUCAGUGAUUAACAAUCGGAGAUCCAGCCAUCGAGAGGAUCGGAGAUCAUAAAAAUGUCGGCGGGGCCUCCUCUUUUUCAGGAAGCAGCACGCUGCGAAGUCUGCAAAUGCAGUUUCAACACCUUCCGGCGACGGCAUCAUUGCCGAUGCUGUGGAAGGACGUUGUGCCACGAGCAUUCUUCUUUUCAAAUGGCCUUGCCGCAGUUCGGUAUUCAUUCCCCUGUUAGAGUUUGUGCUGACUGUUUCAAUAACUCCUCUCAAUCUAGAGAUGUUGGUCAAUCACCAUCCUUAGCUGUWGUUGAUCAAGUUGCAGAUACAGUUUCCCAAUUAAACCUUGAUGCAGAUGUAAAUUCUGAGUCUAAACCAGCUGUGGAGCAUCAACCCGUGCUGGGCAUUUCAGAUUGCAAGUGUGGAAUGCCAUUAUGCAUUUGUGAAACUUCAAUCCAGCCUAUGGAAACAGAAGCAGUUCCUUCGCAGAAGAAGACAACUUCCACCUCUUUUCAGUUCAACUCAAAACCAAAGAAGUCUGAUUCCAAUCUAAAGAAUAGAGGAUCUACCUCCAGCAGCAAGCUUCGGAAUCUUGCAGAGGAAUCAAAGAUUGAUUAUGAAGCAAGUGGCGAGGGGUUAAGGGAAGCUAUCAAGAACGGCGACACUAAUGCUGUCAAAAAACUUUUAAGCGAGGGCGUGGAUGCCAAUUACCAUGACAAGCAAGGACUGUCUUUGCUGCAUCUGGCGGCAGUCUUUAAUCAGACUGACAUUGUUUUCGCUCUUAUUGAGAGUGGCGCUAGACUGGACUACAAAAAUGCACAAGAGAAAGUGAGCAUAAGGGAGAAGAUAGUUCUCUUAGGAGAGAGAGGGAGAGGGAGAGAGAGAAGGCUGCUUCUUUUCUUGAAUUCAACGUGCGGAGAUGAGGAUUCAAAACUUAGACCUUUUUGGUUUAAGACAUAUGCAUUAACUAAUUGAACUAUGUUCAAGUUGGCAACGAAUGUUUGUAUGGUACUUGUAGAUGCAAAGUAAAAGAUCAUAGGACCAAAUAACAUGUACAUUGCUUGAGAAUAACCUAAGAGAAAUGCUGAGAUAUUACAUAAUGUUUAUUCAU